UUCUGUCUAACUGUACUACCGUUUGGUCUUGUUCCGCUCCUCAUCAUGUCCAGCAAAUACCUGCUGCUGAUAGCCUGCGUGGUUGCCAUGACAACGCUGAUAACGGCGGGCGGUCACGGCGGCCACAAGAAGGUCAUCAUUCACGUACCCUUGUUCGUGAAGCACCACCACCACAAACAUACGAUUGUCAAGCACAUCCACCACAAGAGCGGGGGAGGCGGCGACGAUCAUUAUGAAGUCCUUGGGUACACUUACGGCCAGCCUAAGGCGGCACCACAUUUCGGCGGAGGUCACGGGUGGCACGCAGCCGAAGAAAGUCACAGUCACGACAGUCCAGUGAGCUUCGAAGGUGGUGACCACGGAGGGUACGCCCUGACCUCCGGAGAUGAGUACAGUGAACACGGAUAUUAAGGCGCCAAAGAAUACCAGUUCCAAUAGCAUGGAACCUCACCAGAUACCUCAAACUAUCCAUUGACAAAUAUUACCAAAUAUCCUACUAUCAAUGCCCGGUUUAUAUCAGAAUGGACUGCUCCAAUGCCUAACUUAUAUCGAAGACCAGUCUUCUCCUAAAUUCUCUUCUGAAUCGUAAUGAAUCGGACGGAAUACAAUUGAUCAAUUGGUAUUAAUUACUGCAUUUAUCCCAAUUGAACUGUGCAUUUACAAUGAAUAAAUAGGGACGUCGAUAGAUUUAUAGAAAUGCCAUUGAAAUAGCGAGCAUCGCUCAAAAUAUGAGUUUGAAUCUCUCUGAAUUCAAUUGUACAUGGUCCAGUAUAUCCGAAUGAAUUCCACUAAAUUCAAGUGGACAUGGCUGAUUUAAAUUCGGAUAAUUCAUACCAUUACACACAUCGUCAAGUGCUCAACGGCCUCCGCGGCCGUUCCUCGCGUUUACAUGUGAAAAGUCACAGGACUUUUCCAUAAUUACUUUUAGAACGCAUCACUUUAAAAGCACUUGACGCACCGAUGCAGUUGUCACCAGUGACCAGUGAAAUAAUGGACACUUUAAGAUUUAUUAAAUAGUUCUGAAUGUUCUAUAUUCAUUAUAAACAAUUUCGAUUUUGUUGUUACCGUGGUUAAGUGUUAGAUGUCUUUAUCAUCCCUAUUGACUGAUUUUAUAAUUGUAUCUUAUUUCAAGGCUUAACAAAGAUAUCGAAAUUUUUCAAUCCCCUUUUGUGACUGAUUUUAAUUUGUAUCAAUCUCAAAUAUAUUGUAGAAUGAUCAGUUGUUAAAUUCAAUGAUACCUACCUUUGUAAACCUAUACAAUUUACUUGAUUUGGAUUUUUGAAUAAUAUUAUAGUGUCAUGAUAUUUUAAGACAAGCUAAUAUUUCCGCCAUUAUGAAAGGGUUUAUAGACCUCGGCUUGGGUGAAGCGUCCCAUAAAAUAUCAUGGCAAAUCAUUGUUGUAAAUCUAAUGUGAUAUAUCUUUUUAAACGAAUUUGUCACUUGUUUUUACUUGUAUAAAUUUCUUGUACUCUUUGUAAAAUUUAUACUUUUAGCAUUUAGAUCUUUAGAUCAAAAGAUAAAUUUAAGAUAGUGAGAUUGAACGGCUUCGUUUCAAAACUUUUUCGAUUGUUUUUGUUAAUUAUUUUAAUAGUGAAAUUGUGUUCAAAUUCGUAAUUAUUUAAUUACUCAAUGUUGUGAUUAAUUUUGAAUACCCUAAACUUAAUUAUCAAAAGCAAUGUUUUUUCUGAUGUAUAACAUGAAACGAGUCCUCAAUACUUCCUAUAUUAUAUGUGUAACCUUGUAUGUCUAUUUACAUAUGGAUGUUAUCUGUGAUUAAAUGUAUUUACAUACCUGUCUGUAUGAAUAACUUGUUAACUUUAAGACUGUUGUGAAAUAGAUAAAAUAUAAAAUAUUUACUUAGAAAAUGUUUCCGUCUAUGUGCUCAAAUUUUGUCCGUCACACAAAACAAUAUUUUUCUGAUAUAAAUUACUGGUUUGCAAAACCCUCCAAAUAUAUUUUUGGCACGUAUAUGCAAGUAUCAAAAUCACACGGACAAUAUUUGAAAUGAAUAAUGAGAAAGUAAAAACAGAAACACAUUAGGUGUUCUUCGUUCAUCUUUGUCCUUUAUAAAAAAAAAUAUGCAAAUUAUAUCAAUGCCUAAAUUAUAAUAUAAUAUAUAUAAAAAAAUAAUAUAAAAAACAAUAAGUCAAAGGAUGUGGCACUAAUUUUUGGAAAACAUUUUCUCUUCUGUUUAUAUCUGACAAUAGUAAUCUCCCAAAUACAAUAUCGCAUUUGUUGUAACCUUUUAAAGACAGGUUUUAAAUAAAAAUAAAUUCUCGACUAAGUUUUGUCAAUCAACAAAAAUCAUUCGUUAUAGAAGAUAAAAGUUUGUAAUCAAAAAGAAUGAUUUUUUUAAUAUUGUAUUUGGGUGCCCCUUUGCUUUAUUGUUUUAUAGUUUUAUAAUAAUUAACAACUGAAAUAUGACUGUUAAAGGAAUUGAUUUUUCUAGUAUUUGGAGCAAUAGGUUUAUUCGUAGAUUUAAUAUAAAUAAAUAUAAAAAUAACCAAUAAAAUAAAUAAAUAAAACUGUAUAUUUUAUUUAUUUAUCUUAGAGAUAUUGUUAUUAAUUAAAUAGAUAUGUGUUUCAAGCUAAUCGCACAAAUAUAUAAUUGUAUACGGAUAUCGUUACCAUAAAAUACAAUGGUACAAAGUGUUUGAGAAAAUUGUUUUCUCGGGAGGUACAAUACAGUGGUACAAUUUGUAUUUUAUGGACGAAUCGCAGCUUUAAGAUAAUUUAAAAUAAAUGUUCUUGAAUGAUAUAUUAUAUUCUAUUAGAAAAAAUAGUCAAAAUAUUUAUCUGUUGAAAAAAUUCUAUUGAUGUUAAUAGAUGUCUCCUUUAACAGAAUUUUAGAAGUAAAUAAUAUCUGUGAGUA
Zerene cesonia (dogface butterfly) is the source of this 2872-nucleotide messenger RNA. RefSeq lists its product as uncharacterized. The record is from RefSeq and is a predicted model, not a curated record. Bases 46 to 411 code for a protein of 121 amino acids. Lineage: Eukaryota; Metazoa; Arthropoda; Insecta; Lepidoptera; Pieridae. The transcript is spliced from 3 exons.